Messenger RNA from Moneuplotes crassus, 711 nucleotides. The record is from the annotation of a GenBank genome assembly. Lineage: Eukaryota; Ciliophora; Spirotrichea; Euplotida; Euplotidae.
AUUUAAACCCGCAAUGGAUGAAGGAGACAAGAAUGCUGAUGGUAUAGCACCAUCUUCUUGGAAUUAUGGCUCAUUUCAUUUUCAAUCUCGGCUAUAUACAUCUUUUAUGCAGAAGGGAGGUAAUAAAGAGGUUCAUAAGAAAUAUGAGCCUUUAAAUAAGACUAAUUGUGAUAUUGCUAAAAUUUCGACAGAAAAGCGACAAAAAUCAAAUGGAAGAAGAGGAAGUAGAGAAGACAAGAAUAUGAACAAGUUAAGAAUGACACAAGUUCAUCCUAGGAAGGUUUUCACCAGUGCUGGAUGGCAAAGAACUACUAAAUCUGCUGAAUGUCCGAAGAACAAGAUAGCUACUGAAGAUUAUUACAGAGCUCUCAAGGAGUACAAAGAGAUUGGGGAUAAGGAGAAACUUAUGGAACAACGGAAUGAUAAAGCAAUGUCUAUCCUCCUUGCAGGUUCUCCUACACCUCCGAAGUUAGGUAGAGGUAGCAGUCAGGAUCAGCACUUUCAGUAUAAUUAUAAGCGGCUCAAGUCUGAAUUGGAUAAGAUAGAACUACCUAGAGAAACAAUGUACAUGAUCGACAAGGUCGUCAGACAGAGAGUCCAAAGAGUUAUUGAAAACGAGGUAACAAAUGGGGCUUGACUAAAAUUCAAAUUUCUAGAAUUUUAAUUUUAGAUGAGAAGUCCGGAAAAGAUUUUUGACAUAAUAAAACCAAA